GAAUGACACAUGGACAGACGAAAGCUCUCUGCGGCUCUUAUUCAUUUAAUAGUGCAACACUGAACAUGCAAAAUGACCAGGGUGUGUGUGAAAAGAGAACUGCUCUCGCGCUCUAGUGCAGUGACAUGUGGGUGUUAGCUGUCACACUGGCUCUUCCUCAGCAUGGCCAUGCAUCGAGCAUGUCUGACCAGGACUUUGUGCUGAAACAAAGGACAGAGAUCCUGCACGCCCUGUGCAGCAGCGGGUCAGCUGAACCUCUGGAAAAGAUUCUGGACAUACUGCUCUCCCAGGGCGAGCUCACAUGGGAGGACUACCAGAAUGUGCAGGUACCUGGGAGACCCCUGUACACCAGCGCCAGGCAGCUGCUCGACCUGGUGUAUAUAAAGGGUGUGGAUGCAUGUGGAUGCUUUCUCUCUGCUCUCCGAGAGGUCAAGCCAGAAGCCCUGGGAGCUUGCCCCUCAUUCACAGGGUGCAGUUCAGCUCUAGAGGAUACAGGAGAAACUCAGGGCUCGUCUGCGCAGAACCUUCUGGCUCAAAGGCCGAGCCUUGUCAACAAGCUCCAGGGCUGCAUCGAUGGCGCUCUCGAAGCUUUGCUUGACUCAGGCUACUUCACUGAAUCAGACUGUAAUGAAGUGCGGCUCCCUCUACACACUCCCACACAGCAGGCCAGGUGUCUUCUCGACCAUGUCAGAUCGAAAGGUGAAUCAGCAGCUACAGCUGUCCUGCAGUACCUCCAGCAAAAAGAAGAAUGUGGUUCCCCAACUUUUCUUGACAACGCGACUCCUCCCAAAGAGUUCUUGAAGUACCAGAAGAAGCUGAGCAGUUCUGUGUCUGCACAGUCCUGUUUUCUCAGUACUUACGGGAGGACCAGCCACAUGUCUCUGGAUGACAUCUACACUGAGGGCCAUCUGGAGUUCGCUCAGGACUGUGCUGAUGCUCACGUUCCUUUGGGCCUGGAGGGCAUUGUGGGUAAAGUGGGGACAAUAAAUGAGGAGGCUGACACGGUGCUGGUGUCCGGUGAGGCGGGCAGCGGGAAGAGCACCCUGCUCCAGAGGCUGCACUUGCUUUGGGCCCGUGGCGUGGCCCUUCAGGACUUUCUCCUUCUUUUUCCGUUCAGCUGCCGCAGAUUAAACUCUGAGGAGAAGGAGCUGUCUGUGCAGGAGUUGCUGUUUCAGCACUGCUGCUGGCCCGACAGGCAGCAGGACGAGAUCUUCCAGUUCAUACUGGACCAUCCCCACCUCAUCCUCUUCACAUUCGACGGUCUGGAUGAACUCAAACAGAGCUUUUCAGACGAGCACAGGCUCUGCUGCCCCACUCAGCGUGCCCCGGUUCAUAUACUCGUCUUCAACUUGAUCCAGGGUUCCCUGAUGAAGGGCGUCCGCAAAGUUGUCACAAGUCGCCCGGAGGCAGUUGGUCCAGUGUUGAAGAAGCACCUCAGCAAAGAGGUACUUCUAAAAGGAUUUUCCUUGGAUGGAAUUGACUGUUUUGUAAGAAAGAAUCACAGUGACCCCGCUUUAGCUGCUAAAGUUUUAGCGUCCCUGCAGGCAAACACAGCUUUACUUGGACUGUGUCAUAGUCCAGUUCUCUGCUGGAUUGUCUCUCAAUGCCACAAGGAGCUUCUGGGCUGUGGGGAAGGCAGUCCACAGACAAUCACAGACGUUUACCUCAUGAUUUUGCAGCACUUUUUCCAGCACCAAAGCCCAUUGAGGAACGGCAAACAGGCAGGGUGGCUUGAGGAGCACCUUGAAACAGUGGUGCACCUGGGGCAGCUUGCCUUUACGGGGAUAUUGGCCACUAGCUAUAUCUUCUCUGUUACAGACCUAGAGGCAUGUGGGGUGACUGAAUUCGAUAUCUCUGUAGGCUUUCUCCUACAAGCCAAAGAUAUGUCCUUUACCAACAGGAAGCAGUAUGAAUUCCCUCAUAUGACAAUCCAGUGCUUCUUUGCUGCUCUCUAUGUUGUUCUGUCCAACAACUCUGAUCGCUCAGCAAUCCCCAAGCUUUUCGAGCCUCAGGACAGGGAAGUAAACAAUGAAGGACCUGGCGUGUGUUUUGGAGUGUGCGUGCCUCCCAGAAACCAACAAAAUGUUGAGGAUGCCUCAAGAGCUAAAACACCAAACCUGCAAAUCACUGCCACCUUUGUGUCUGGACUUCUGUCGAAGAGACACCAGAACUUAUGGCUUCAUUCCUGCUCCAGUGCUGUGAUCUGCAAAAAGGGCCAACAGGUGGCACGAUGUCUUUCCAAAGGCAUGCAGAAACACUUCAGGUCCAUUCCUCAGCCUGUGCAGGGAGAGAAGAAGAGCAUGCAUGCCAUGCCAGACUUUGUGUGGCUGAUCAAAUGUAUCUAUGAAAUGCAGGAGGACAGGAUUGCGAAGGAUGCUAUGAGUAAGCUGGAGGUGGAUCACCUGAAACUGACAUACUGUAAUAUUGGACCGGUGGAGUGCACCGCACUUGCCUAUGUCCUCCAGUAUUUGAGAAACCCUGUCGGCCUUCAGCUGGACAACAACUCUGUCGGCGACGUUGGAGCGGAGCAGCUCCUGCCCUGCAUGCACAUCUGCAGAUCCCUAUACCUCAGAAAUAAUAACAUCACAGAUGAAGGCAUCCGGAAGCUCAUCGCUAAGGGGAUCGACUGUGAAAACUUCCAGAAAAUUGCGCUCUUUAACAACAAGCUGACCGAUGUUUGCACGCAGCACUUUUGUCACCUUCUGAAGACCAGGCAGGACUUCCUGUCUCUCAGGCUUGGAAACAAUAAUAUCACAGCAGAAGGAGCACAGUGGCUUGCAGAGGGACUGAAGUCCAAUCAUUCACUGCAGUUUCUCGGGCUUUGGGGCAAUAAAAUAGGCGACGCAGGAGCAAAGGCUCUUGCCAGUGCCUUGGAAAACAGCAAAACUCUGGUUUGGUUCAGCCUUGUUAGCAAUGGCAUCGGGAGUUCAGGAGCGCAGGCCCUUGCCAACAUCAUCAGGAAGAGUCCAUCUCUAGAGGAGCUUUGGUUGACAGAGAACUGCAUAACCAAAGCAGGAGUGGAGUGUUUGAUUCAAGCCCUCAAACGCAACACUCAGAUGAAGUCCAUAUGGCUGAGAAACAAUGACCUCACUUUGGAAGAACAAGAAGAAAUGACAAAACGUGAAUCAAGAUUGGUCUUCUGACUCUAGGUUUAGUUGGCCAGAGACUUUGCAAUGAUAUUUAUUAAUGUAAAUAUUGCCCGUCAAAAUGUGAGAUGUAAAUUAUGUGCAGUUAAAUGUAUUUUUAAUUUUUACUUUUUUUUGGAGCCCAACUUUCUUUCACUUUUGCAUUGUACUCUAAUUGUGUUCAAGGAGAUGGAAGUAUAUCAUACCAUAAAUAUAUAAAUAUAGCAUUAACAUACAACUAUGCCAGCAGACACUACUAGUGAUAGUCAAUAAUGAUGCUACAACCUGGACGACACAAAGAGUUGUGAAGUGUUGGAACCAAAAUAAAUAAAUAAAAAAUCGGUAAGUCAGCAGGUUCAGUGCUUAAG
Messenger RNA from Salarias fasciatus (jewelled blenny), 3493 nucleotides. It is a transcript of the gene nod2, whose product is annotated as nucleotide-binding oligomerization domain containing 2. Gene Ontology annotation, molecular function: protein binding. NCBI's taxonomy places the organism in Eukaryota, Metazoa, Chordata, Actinopteri, Blenniiformes, Blenniidae. Gene Ontology annotation, biological process: regulation of apoptotic process. The record is from RefSeq and is a predicted model, not a curated record.